Mugil cephalus (flathead mullet) is the source of this 2488-nucleotide messenger RNA. It is a transcript of the gene sox21b, whose product is annotated as SRY-box transcription factor 21b. The record is from RefSeq and is a predicted model, not a curated record. NCBI's taxonomy places the organism in Eukaryota, Metazoa, Chordata, Actinopteri, Mugiliformes, Mugilidae. Gene Ontology annotation, biological process: cell differentiation; anatomical structure morphogenesis; regulation of DNA-templated transcription. The coding region runs from base 699 to 1439 and encodes 246 amino acids. The transcript has 2 exons. Gene Ontology annotation, molecular function: RNA polymerase II cis-regulatory region sequence-specific DNA binding; DNA-binding transcription factor activity, RNA polymerase II-specific.
AUGAGGCGUUUUAAAUAAGUGGCAGAGUGUUUGUCAGGUUAUAUCUGAUGGCUCGGAUUCAAAACAAGUUGAGACUGAACUUUAACGUUGCGCGCCGGUUUGCCAAGAGUCAUUUCCCCCAAAUGUGACAGCGUUAUUUGAGACUCAUAGGUGCUGCCACCCCCAGCUAUUCCAGGUGCAGUGAAUAAUUGAGCCAAACACGCCCGAGGCGACAAAGUUGUUUAUUAGAAUACAUUCGAAUAAAAGAGAUGAAACUAAUGAGUUCUAACCGCGCCGAACUCUCACAGUAAAUAAAAUACGAGGUGCGUUUACCCUUCAAACUGGAAUUUAAAAAAAAAAAAAAGAAAAAAAAAGCGUUCAGCAGCAGUCGUCUGCGUCCUCCUCGCCAGUGCGCAUGCGCUAGUGGCACUUUCACUACCUGCCACACAAUCCUGUAUUUCACAUGGGGCAAGCGGGAGUUAUCAUCCACUUGCGUAAAUGCUGCUGCUGAGAGCUGGUUGACAGUCUCAGGCGACAAGAGGAAAACAAGACAGAGUAUUUUUUUUUCUUCCAUCCUCUUUACCGAAGGCGUAUCACUGAUGGAUGUCAGCAUGAAGCAGGGAACAUUUGUGCACUCGUAAGGACGCUUCCACUGGUACUUUUCAGAAGAUAAUCGACGGGGAGAUGAAGAAUUAAAGUCUCAAAGAGUUUGUGCCGACAUGUCUAAACCAAUGGAUCACGUAAAACGUCCAAUGAAUGCUUUCAUGGUUUGGUCCAGAGCCCAGCGCAGAAAAAUGGCUCAGGAAAACCCGAAAAUGCACAACUCCGAGAUCAGCAAGAGACUGGGAGCGGAGUGGAAACUUCUCACCGAGUCUGAGAAAAGGCCAUUCAUCGACGAAGCCAAGCGACUGAGAGCGAUGCACAUGAAGGAACACCCAGACUAUAAAUACAGACCGAGGCGGAAGCCCAAGACUCUGAUGAAGAAAGAUAAGUUUUCUUUCCCUGUGCCGUACAAUCUCGGGGAGCACGACGCGCUCAAAGUUAACGGGCUUUCCAGUGGAGCACUUUCCGAGUCUGUCCUUGGGAACCCUGAUAAGGCAGCGGCAGCCGCUGCGGCCGCGGCGGCGAGGGUAUUCUUCAACCCGUCCAUGGCUACGAACCCCUAUUCCUUUUUUGACCUGGGAUCCAAGAUGACUGAGCUUUCCCCACCUUCGUUUCCGUACGCGUCACCUUUGGGCUAUCCGCCGGGAGGCGCUUUCGCCGGGACUGGCGGUGUAGGUGGCGGGACGCACACCCACACUCACUCACAUCCGUCCCCGGGAAACCCGGGCUACAUGAUCCCGUGUAACUGUACGGGCUGGCCCUCAACAGGACUCCAGCCGCCCUUAGCAUACAUCCUGCUCCCCGGGAUGGGAAAACCUCAACUUGAACCGUACCCCGCAUACGCUGCGGCGUUAUGAUAGGCCCACGUCGGACUUCUAAGAAAUGAAAUGUGAAAUCAAAACAAAACAAACAAACAAACAAAAAAAGCUAUUCAUGCAAGAGUUUUAUUAUGCAUGCACAAACUUGUACAUGUGAUGAAGUGCUCGUCGUCUCAGAUAUCACAUGUGUAUGUAUAUUGAUUAAUACCUUUAUCUAAGGUAAUGCUUAUUUAGAGAACUCUCUAAUCUAUUAUUACUACCCAGCCAUCACCUCACACAAGCCCGAGGAAAAGGACUAAAGGAUGGCAGACAUGCACACAUUUUAGACAAAUGGGUAUCAGUCCGUGUGCAAAUUCAUUUUCAAAGGUACCCUGUUCGAUUUCUAUCUUUUGCACCUGCUCGACUAACCUGUUGGAAUCAAGGGCAGCAUAGUGACCACGCUGAUCAGGAUCACUCCAUUUCCUCCCAGAUACGUUAUUGUUGGGUUCUAAUUCAUCUGUCAAGGAGGAUUGUCACAACACUGUAAAUGUGUACAGAUAAAAUGACUUUAGUUAAUUUGCCGUUAUAGGCUUAGUGUUUGAGAUAGGGCCAGGAACCUGCGUAUUUCACUAGAACCCCCCCGGUGUAUAUUUUGAGUUUUUAAGCCGUUUUCUAGAUGUCUGUAAUAUUUAUUGUUUAGUGGAAUCUAUGGUGACCCAGGCAAUUUUAAAAAGGACAAAACUAGUUCUGUAAUAUUUGCACAUGAAACGUAGAGGAUGUAAUUUAUUUUGAAGGUGAUACUCAAUUUCAGUGCAUUUCGACUUUCGGAUUUGAUUCACCAAACCGUAAGCAGUAAAAAAAAAAAUAAAAACAAAAAAAAAAACUUUAAAUGCAGAUGGAAGUUUAAUCAGUGGGUCUAUAAUUUUCUCGAUCCAUCACCCUCCCACUCCCCGUAUCAUGUGCAGCAGAAAAAAAGACGUUUUUGACUAACUCUUAUGGAAUUUGUAUGUUUUGUGCUUUCUUUAACCUCCGUUAUGUACUUCAAACUAUUGCUACUGUUCACUUGUUGAGCGAAGGACUACAAUAAAGCGUAUUCGGAUUAAACGGAA